Molecule: messenger RNA, 2812 nt
Organism: Betta splendens (Siamese fighting fish)
Lineage: Eukaryota; Metazoa; Chordata; Actinopteri; Anabantiformes; Osphronemidae
Gene: calub
Product: calumenin b
Exons: 17
Coding region: 16-1728 (570 amino acids)
Cellular component (GO): endoplasmic reticulum
Molecular function (GO): calcium ion binding
Source: RefSeq, a predicted model, not a curated record
GUAUCUGACAGAUGGAUGCCAGAUGAGACAGAUACAUCUCACUUGCUCUGUGCCACGGACCCUUGCCCACUGCAGCUGUCCACUGUCCUGCCCGAGAGAGCCGAGGGGGCCGGGGCUGCCAGCCAGCAGCUGAGAACAGUCUCUAAUCUGAUAAAGAUUUUCAUUUACACUGCAAUCAAUAACCCGGGUCUAUCGACAAUGACCUGGGUAAAUACAGCAGGACCUGGACGAGACCCGUGGAGCUCGUGCACCGCAGCCUUCAGGGCGAGGUGCAGUCAGCAUCAACCUGCUUUACAUUUAUACAGGAGAUUGAAGAUGCAAGAUGAUUGGGAAGAAGAGGAGCAACUUGUUGUGGUCGAGCUCUCUGGAAUAAUCGACAAUGAGUUUCUAACCAAGUGUCAGGGAACUUGCAAGAUACUGGAUAUUGAUAGCGAGAACCCUAUGAUGCAAGUCGGACAAUAUGUUUUUACAGGGGAGUAUGAAGAUGCAUUGGGAACGUGUGUGCUAUUCAAGGAGGGGCCACAAAAAGGAAAAGCAGCCAGUGCUCCAGAGCUAAAGUAUAUGUGCCACACUGUAAAGAAGCUGAUGAUGCAACGAAUCUUCCUGACUGAGAAGAAAGAAGGUAGUGGCGAUAGUGAUACGCAAGCUAUCACCUGUCAGUCCAGUCAAGAAACAGAUGCGGACCAACAAAGAAAGAUAGACGAUGAGAUGGGCAACACAGACUUGGAUGCCUCGAAGACGAGUAGACACAAACAUUUACGGUGUUUGUACAUACUCAGGAUGGAGCUACGGCCACUCCUCAUGUGCUUUGCUCUCUGUGUGGUUUACGCCACCAGCAAACCCACAGAGAAGAAGGACCGGGUUCACCACGACGAACCCCUCAGCAACCGAGAACACGAUGACGCAGAGAACUUUGACUAUGACCAUGAAGCCUUUCUCGGACAAGAGGAAGCCAAGUCUUUUGACCAGCUCACACCAGAGGAGAGCAAGGAGAGGCUUGGUAUGCUGGUUGAACGCAUCGAUGAUGACAAGGAUGGCUACGUGACAGUUGAAGAAAUGAAAAAGUGGAUCAAACACGCUCAGAAGAGGUGGAUCUAUGAUGACCGGGACAGACAAUGGAAGAGUCAUGAUCUUAAUGGGGAUCAAGUGGUGUCCUGGGAAGAGUACAAGAACGCCACAUAUGGAUACAUUCUUGAUGACCCCGAUCCUGAUGAUGGUUUCAGCUACAGACAGAUGAUGGCUCGGGAUGAAAGGAGAUUCAAAAUGGCUGACCAAGAUAAUGACAUGAAAGCCAACAAGGAGGAGUUCACGGCCUUCCUUCAUCCAGAGGAGUAUGACCAUAUGAAAGACAUUGUUGUGCUGGAAACUAUGGAAGACAUUGACAAGAAUGGAGAUGGUUUAAUUGACCUUGAUGAGUACAUAGGUGACAUGUACAACCAAGAGGGAGAUGCUACAGAACCUGAGUGGGUGAAGACAGAGAGAGAACAGUUUACUGAAUUCAGGGACAAAAACAAAGACGGGAAGAUGGACAAGGAGGAGACCAGAGACUGGAUCCUGCCCAGUGACUAUGAUCAUGCUGAAGCUGAGGCCAGACACCUCGUCUAUGAGUCAGAUACAGACAAAGAUGGCCGUCUGACUAAAGCAGAAAUCGUGGAAAAAUAUGACUUGUUUGUAGGCAGCCAGGCAACCGACUUCGGGGAGGCUCUGACUCGACAUGAUGAGUUCUAACGUCCACCUCCCUCCAAAGACUAUGAAUUCAUCCUGUGUUUACCACCUUACUCCUCUGACAGUGUCUGGAGUAUGUCUGACGAGAUAAACUCACCUUAUCCAACAGCCACGGACAGUAAUUUAUUUAAUUUCUUGAAUGUGUUGCAUUGUACACACACUAACAUUGUAAGUCAUGAGCGCAUACCGUGUGUGCCCAUGCUCAGUUGUGUAGGAUUGGACUAUAUUACCAGCCUUUUUGCCCUGCUUCCACACACUAUGCUAAGUGCAAACAGUGUUAACUUUUUCCUCUUUGACACAACGAUUUUAUAACGUAGCCAUGCUUUCUUAAAAGCCCUUGAUAGAACAAGCUUGCAUUAUACAGAACACUUUGUGUAUUUUUUUUUAGGUUUGUAAUGCACUGGACUGAGAGGAGUCAAGCUGUUUUCAGGCCCUUAGAACUUGUGCAGCUCCUCUGUCUGAUCACGUUUCCAGGCCCGAACGUAAAGUGCUAGUUGCUGAUGGAUCAUUUGAUCAUUUAUAUUGGUAAUGCUGGAGUAUAAGAUGUUGAGAUUGAAAUAUUACUAUUAAACAGAAUUACAGUGAAGACCAGUCGGACAAGUGCAAUACAGUGUCAUCGGUGGGACAACACUGUUUGCUCUAUCAAAUGCUUUGUCCUCGAAGCUGCCUCCUUGUUUGUUCCUCUAUGUUUGUGCCUAUGAGUAAGUCUCCGUGUGUACAUUAUAAUGCUUGUAUUUUGGAUGACUGAUUUGCUCCCUGUUAUUUUUAAUUUUUAUAUUUUCAGUUGAACUACAAACUUGUGUGCUAAGCAAAACAUUUUAAGCAACUGGGGAAAAGAAGUGUUCUCCUCUUUAAUACGUUUAUUAUUCCUGCAUUAUCACUACCACCAUUUAUAACCACUGUUGAUAGUUUUUACGGUAUACUACCGCAUAUAUGAUAAUGUUUUUACAGUCUCCCUGCAGCAACAAGCCUUUCACUAGUGACUUUACUGUACAUACGUUGUUGGUCUGCACAUUGAGCACUCUAACAAUCAGGACUAGAUUUUGUGAUUGGGAAGAAUGUCUCAAUAAAAACAACCCAAAAUCUA